ACAUCUCGCUUUCCCAAACCACAGGAUUACGGCUGGUAAAGCCCACCUGAACUUCUUGAUCUCGGAUCCAGCUCCGCGCCUGGCGACCGAUGUAACGCUGGAAAAUGAGACGCAGCAGCUGCAGCGGCUCGUCCCGCUUUCCUGUCAAGCUUCUCCCCCCCCCUCUCCUUGCUUUUUGUCUGACCGAAGGGCUGCAAACUGAGGGUUUUUUGCCUCCAAUUACAGAGGGGGUUCAUAUCGAAUACGCAUCAGAAGGCGAGAGAUGCAUGAACUGCAUCUUGCCGCGACGCGUUGUUCUCGAACCGAGAAAGGAACGAACUGUUCGUAGAGCCUUCACUGGUGCGCGAUUCAGAGCUUCGUGUAUCAGAGAACCAAUGCUCUCGUGAACCCCCAUCGAUUCGUGAAGCAGAAAUGCACGUGAGGCCAAUUCUAGCAGCUCAUGCAUGACAUGAAGUGGACAUUGAUAGCACGCGCAUCGCACCCAAUCCCCAAGAACUAUCGUAAAAAAAUU
Hyaloscypha bicolor E is the source of this 511-nucleotide messenger RNA. RefSeq lists its product as uncharacterized. The transcript has a single exon. The record is from RefSeq and is a predicted model, not a curated record. NCBI's taxonomy places the organism in Eukaryota, Fungi, Ascomycota, Leotiomycetes, Helotiales, Hyaloscyphaceae. Bases 105 to 386 code for a protein of 93 amino acids.